CUGUUCAUGGCGGUUCCGGGAUCUCCAACAUGUUUCCCGGUUGUGGUCCAAAUCUGUCCAAAGCGGAGGCAGUGGAGCUUGAGGUUCUUGCUGGUGUGAAAUGACUGAGUACAAACUGGUGGUGGUUGGAGCAGGUGGUGUUGGGAAAAGCGCACUGACAAUCCAGCUGAUCCAGAACCACUUUGUAGAUGAAUAUGAUCCCACCAUAGAGGAUUCUUACCGAAAACAGGUGGUUAUAGAUGGUGAAACCUCUCUGUUGGACAUACUGGAUACAGCUGGACAAGAGGAGUACAGUGCCAUGAGAGACCAAUACAUGAGGACAGGCGAAGGCUUCCUUUGUGUAUUUGCCAUCAAUAAUAGCAAAUCAUUUGCAGAUAUUAGCCUCUACAGGGAACAAAUUAAGUGUGUAAAAGACUCAGAUGAUGUACCUAUGGUGCUAGUAGGAAACAAGUGUGAUUUGCCAACAAGGACAGUUGACACAAAACAAGCCCAUGAACUGGCCAAGAGUUAUAGAAUUCCAUUCAUUGAAACCUCAGCCAAGACCAGACAGGGUGUUGAAGAUGCCUCUUACACACUGGUAAGAGGAAUAUGUCAGUACCGAAUGAAAAAACUCAACAGCAGUUAUGAUGGGACUCAAGGUUGUAUGGGAUUGCCAUGUGUGGUGAUGUAACAAGAUACUUUUAAAGUUCUACCAUCAGAAAAGAGCCACCAUCAAGCUGUACUGACACCUUGGUCCUGACUU
Molecule: messenger RNA, 742 nt
Organism: Mesoplodon densirostris (Blainville's beaked whale)
Lineage: Eukaryota; Metazoa; Chordata; Mammalia; Artiodactyla; Ziphiidae
Product: GTPase NRas-like
Exons: 1
Coding region: 101-670 (189 amino acids)
Biological process (GO): Ras protein signal transduction
Cellular component (GO): plasma membrane
Molecular function (GO): GTPase activity; GTP binding; GDP binding
Source: RefSeq, a predicted model, not a curated record